Messenger RNA from Ramularia collo-cygni, 579 nucleotides. RefSeq lists its product as uncharacterized. The record is from RefSeq and is a predicted model, not a curated record. The transcript has 3 exons. Lineage: Eukaryota; Fungi; Ascomycota; Dothideomycetes; Mycosphaerellales; Mycosphaerellaceae. Bases 1 to 579 code for a protein of 192 amino acids.
AUGUCUCAUAACGGCACCUUCUUCAUUGACAGCCCAAGCGCUGGACUCAGAGUCGCUCAGGUGCUCGGUCUCACUUCGACCGCAUUUCUGACUGGCAAGACGUUCGCAGCCAGCUUCUCCACCACUCCAGCUCUCCUCGAAGCUCCAGCUCCACUCCUUGUCAAACAAUGGAAGAAGCAGUUCGAUACCGACAAGUUCGUGGCUCCGGCUAUUGCGCUUCUCAGCUCUAGUGUCUUCAGCUACUUUGCUUAUCGCGAUGACGCCUGKACUAAACCCUCGAUUCUGUACACGACAUCCGCAAGCCUGCUUCUCACGCUUCUACCUUACGCGUACUUCCUCGACGAGCCCAUCAGCCGGAAGCUCGAAGCAAAGGUUCAGUCUUUGGCAAUCACCGCGUCGGAGGAUGGAGUGCCAAAGGAGGAGACUGCGCAUGCUCUUGUCGACAAGUGGGCUACUAUCAACCUGGGCAAAGUCGUGAUUGCGGCUGUCAGUUCCCUGCUUGCGACUUGGGCGGCUGUGGAGAGGACGGAGGUCGUGCCCGCUACCUUUUCGUUCUCGGCUGGUGCGAACCGGAUGUGA